UUGACAGUUGACUGGAGAACCCAAUGAAAAUGACUUUCACAACAAAAUACAAAAAUCGAUUAGAAUUAAGGACAAAAUAAACAUUUUUACAUGAUAACGUUAAAGUUAUAAACUAUAAAAUGGUGUCGCGAAGUUUAACCGAGGUGUUCGUGUUGAUGCGCAACAAUGCCAUUCACAGCCGACAAACGUUCUCUGAACAGGGCUCAGAGUGUGAGCGGGUGCGUCUGAUGGGGUCGGGCAGCCUGGAGGUGGAGGGCGCGGGGCUGCGCGACGGUCACGCGCCUCCGCCAUGGAGCGACUCUCUGGAGGAGGCGCAUUAUAUCAUCACCAGGCUAAGGACCAAGCUGUCGGAGCUGCAGGCGCGCCACGAGCAGCAGAUCCGGCGGCCGGCGCUGGACGACAGCGGCGAGCAGCAGCACAUCGAGCGGCUGGCGGCGGACGUGGGCCGACACUUCGCGCAGGCGCACGCGCGCCUCACCGCUAUCAAGGCGCAAGUCCGGCACGGUAACAAAUCAGAACAGAAACUGGCCACAAACGUAGUUCUAGCAUUAGUCACAAUCCUCCAGGAUCUGAGUGUCACUUUCCGGACGGCGCAAUCCAACUACCUCAAAUCCCUCACCUCCAGAGAGGAGAGAUCGAACGCAUACUUCGAGUUGCCCAACUUUGAGGAGCUCAGCCUGCAAGACGAGCUGCCGCCCGGCCUGACGAGUAACCAGACGGAUCUACUCUUUUCACUACCGAGCACUUCGACACACAACGACUACGAUGAUGAACAUUUGGAGGGUAGUUUUCAAAAGCAACACUCGAACCAGAAGCAGUUGCUCCUCAUGCAAGAGGAGAACACGAAAAUGGUGGCGGAGAGAGAGGAGGAGGUGAAUAAAAUUGUGAAAUCUAUCGUCGAUUUGAACGACAUAUUCAAAGAUUUGGGUCACAUGGUGAACGAGCAAGGGACGGUGCUGGACAGGAUAGACUACAACAUCGAGCAGACCCAGGUGCAAGUGCACGAGGGGUACAAGCAGCUGCAGAAGGCGGACCGGUACCAGAGACAGAACAGGAAGAUGCACUGCAUCAUGGUGCUGGCGGUCACUAUUGUGUUGAUGUUCAUACUGUUGAUUAUUGUGAAGAGCUAAACCGUGCUGACAAUUUGUUAAUAUUGUGUGAUAGGUGAAACAGGCAUUAUAUUGCAGAAAUGCUGAACAAUGAAUAACUAUUAUUAUUGUUAAUAACCAGAGUAUGUUCAGGAGACAAUAUUCAACUACAAAAUUAAUUAACCACUGUAAUAAAGACAUGACAGGUCUAGUUGUUUUUCCGCUAUGAUAUUUUCAUUAGAUGCUAGUGUUUACAGAACGGCCUAGGCAUCCGAUUAGCUGGCUAAUUAAACUAAAUGACUGAGCCAUAUUAAAACAAUUAUAAAAAACUUGUUUUUGAAAGCUUAAAUUAAACUUAAUAUGAUUAUUUUUAUAAUACAAACUUAUAAGCAAGUACGUACUUCAUCUUAAUUGCUUAACUAAAUAAAAAUAAUGUAACUUCGCCGUUCGUUAAACACUCUUUUAUAACAACAGUUGUGCAUAUUAUUGUUAUCCUAACGCUUUCACUUGUUGCGCGUCCAUACUCUGAUGCUAGUCUGUUGUUGUGCUAAAAAUAUUUAAUUAAUUGUAAUUAUUGUAGGUGUUAUGAGUAAGAUAACAUAAUGACCAACAUUGGUGACUUAUUCCAUUUAGUUAGAUAGAUAUUUAAUAAAUUAUUAUAAAUUAAAAGAAAGUCAUAAUCACUAGCUUAACUGUUGGUCCACUGCUAGGCUUACUGUUGGUCUCUGAAGGCAUGUAGGGCUUAAACCUACCACACUGCAAGUUCAGAGAUGUAAACAAAGGUUAUUCUGAUCACCAGUCAUGAGCUGUGAUAGCCCAGUGGGUACCUCUGCCUCAGAUUCCAGAGGAGGUGGGUUUAUAUCCAGUCCAGUUCAUGCACCUCCAACUUUUCAGUUGUGUGCACUUUAUCUAAAUAAAAUGAAUUUAAAUAUCAUGUGUAUCAAACAGUGAAGGAAAAACAUCUGCCAAGCCGCAUUGAGCCAGCGUGGUGGACUAUUGCCUAACCUCUCUCAUUCUGAGAGGAGACUCGAGCUCAGCGUUGAGCCGAAUAUGGGUUGAUAUUGAUGAUGAAUGCAUUUGGCAAAAUGGAAAUUUCUUUCCUACCUGUACCCCAAGACUUAUUACUGGUCAACGAGUCUUGGAUUGUAGGGUAUAUUAUUGCCUUAAAUGCAUUGUACACUCCAGUUUGUUUCAUUGAUACAGUGUGGUUGGUUGGUGCUCUGCAUCCUUCUGGAGCCUAUCCUGUCUCCUAUAUAAUAUGUAUAGGUGAUAUGAUUAGACAAUAUAGGAUCUACAGGCAUUAUGACUGGAUAUAUGAGACAAGCCUAACAGUAACCAAAGAGGCAUUUGUAGGUAGAAUACUGUAAAGACAACAAGUGUAUGAGUAUAUGUGGUAAUGUGUGUGUGCCAAUGUAAAGUGUGUGUUUAAAAUAAAACAAUAUAUAAACUGAAAUUUAUAUAUUUUGUACUAGUAGGUAGUAACCAAACAAAAAUAGGGUUGAUCUGAUGAUAAAUUGUAUAAAACCAACCAACAGAAAAUCAUUUUCAGGAUACAUAGACAGAUGAGUUUGCGAAGUCACUCCUGGUGAAAAUCUAUAAAUUGUCCUGUUAUCUGUACCUAUUUCUGAAGUAAUAUUUAAAAAAUCCAUAUAUUUAAGUCAGUAUGGAGUAAAAAAUCUGAUUUAUUUAUUUGUUAAGAAACUUAGCUGAUUUUGUUUUGUGUUUAAAAGAUUGUUAUGUUUGUACACACAUUCCAAAAAUUAAUUUUAAUUACAAUACCUAUAUUAUAUUGUAAAAUUGUUACUAAUUCCAGAGCAGGGCAUAAAUGUGUGAACAAAUCAGGUAAUUUGUGAAUAUAGCUAGAACCACAUUUGCAUAUCUAUUCAUGUUUUAAUUUUGUAUGACCUUUAUGUUACAAGCGUGUUCUUCCUUCAAGUUGUAAUAUGUUGAUUUAUCAAAUAAAACUGAAAAUAUAGUAAAAUAAGCAUACA
Bicyclus anynana (squinting bush brown) is the source of this 3079-nucleotide messenger RNA. RefSeq names its product syntaxin-16 (gene Syx16). Gene Ontology annotation, cellular component: SNARE complex; endomembrane system; membrane. Gene Ontology annotation, biological process: vesicle-mediated transport; intracellular protein transport; vesicle fusion. Lineage: Eukaryota; Metazoa; Arthropoda; Insecta; Lepidoptera; Nymphalidae. The record is from RefSeq and is a predicted model, not a curated record. Gene Ontology annotation, molecular function: SNARE binding; SNAP receptor activity. The transcript has 4 exons. The coding region runs from base 120 to 1130 and encodes 336 amino acids.